Eptesicus fuscus (big brown bat) is the source of this 1478-nucleotide messenger RNA. RefSeq names its product Sp6 transcription factor (gene SP6). The coding region runs from base 237 to 1367 and encodes 376 amino acids. Lineage: Eukaryota; Metazoa; Chordata; Mammalia; Chiroptera; Vespertilionidae. The transcript has 2 exons. The record is from RefSeq and is a predicted model, not a curated record. Gene Ontology annotation, molecular function: RNA polymerase II cis-regulatory region sequence-specific DNA binding; DNA-binding transcription factor activity, RNA polymerase II-specific. Gene Ontology annotation, biological process: regulation of transcription by RNA polymerase II.
CGCUCGCUAGCUGGCUCCCGCCCGCCCUCCGCCCCUCCUCCGCCGGGUUGGGUCGCGGCCCCCACUCGCCCUUGGCCGCUGCCCCUCGCCGCCGGAGAGCCUGCCCGCGCACAGGGCCCUGGAGCGCCCGGCGGUAGCGCGUCGCCAGCCGUGCCCGGAGUCCGAGCGCAGCCUCGAGGUCUCACCUGAGGUGCCCCUGACGGUCCCUGUCCCCCACCGCACCCCGCACCCCGGCAAUGCUAACCGCUGUCUGCGGCUCUCUGGGCAGCCAGCACACGGACGCGCCUCACGCCUCCCCUCCGCGCCUCGACCUGCAGCCUCUCCAAACAUACCAGGGCCACACGAGCCCGGAGGCGGGGGACUACCCCUCCCCGCUGCAGCCUGGAGAGCUGCAGAGCCUCCCGCUGGGCCCCGAGGUGGACUUCUCGCAGGGCUAUGAGCUCCCGGGGGCCUCCUCCCGCGUAACCUGUGAGGACCUGGAAAGCGACAAUCCCUUGGCCCCGGGACCCUUCUCCAAGCUCCUGCAGCCAGACAUGUCACACCAUUACGAAUCGUGGUUCCGGCCGACUCACCCGGGCGCGGAGGAUGGCUCCUGGUGGGACCUUCAUCCGGGGACCACCUGGAUGGACCUCCCCCACACGCAGGGCGCGCUGACCUCCCCUGGCCACCCGGGGGCGCUGCAGGCUGGCCUGGGGGGCUACGUUGGAGACCAUCAGCUCUGCGCCCCGCCGCCCCACCCACACCCACACCACCUCCUCCCAGCCGCCGGAGGGCAGCACCUCCUGGGGCCUCCCGACGGGGCAAAGGCCUUGGAGGCGGUGGCCCCGGAGUCCCAGGGGCUGGAUUCCGGCCUAGACGGGGCGACGCGGCCCAAAGGCUCCCGGCGGUCCGUGCCCCGCAGCUCAGGUCAGACCGUGUGCCGCUGCCCCAACUGCCUGGAGGCGGAGCGACUGGGGGCUCCGUGCGGGCCCGACGGGGGCAAGAAGAAGCAUUUGCACAACUGCCACAUCCCCGGCUGCGGCAAAGCCUACGCCAAGACGUCGCACCUGAAGGCGCACCUGCGCUGGCACAGCGGCGACCGGCCCUUCGUGUGCAACUGGCUGUUCUGCGGCAAGCGCUUCACGCGCUCCGACGAGCUGCAGCGCCACCUCCAGACCCACACGGGCACCAAGAAGUUCCCCUGCGCCGUCUGCAGCCGCGUCUUCAUGCGCAGCGACCACCUGGCCAAGCACAUGAAGACCCACGAGGGCGCCAAGGAGGAGGCUGCAGGGGCGGCCGCGGGCGAGGGCAAGGCCGGCGGCGCGGUGGAGCCCCCCGGGGGCAAAGGCAAGCGGGAGGCGGAGGGCGGCGCGGCUCCCUCCAACUGAGCGCCUCCCGCCGCCUCCCCGCCGGUCUCCCCCGGGGCGUCCGAAGAGAGCCCGCUGGCCCGACGUCCCCGGGGGCGGCUGGAGUGAGAGGAGACGGUGGUUAUUUAUUGA